This is a messenger RNA of Gossypium raimondii (Peruvian cotton), 911 nucleotides long. RefSeq lists its product as uncharacterized. Bases 39 to 590 code for a protein of 183 amino acids. The transcript has 2 exons. NCBI's taxonomy places the organism in Eukaryota, Viridiplantae, Streptophyta, Magnoliopsida, Malvales, Malvaceae. The record is from RefSeq and is a predicted model, not a curated record.
UGACCUUUGAUUUUUAUAUCGAUAAUUGAGGUUUAACAAUGGCUACUGCAAUUAUCACGACUACUUCUCUUCUUCUUACUUGUUCAGCGCUUCUUCUGGGUUUUCUUCCAACAACUGCUCAUGCUAGACCCUUUCCAACAGAACAUUCAGUUGACAAGUUCAUGGAGAUGAUAAUACGGAAGAAUAUUUGGAUAAGUACUUCAACUGAAACCGCCAUGGAAAUAACCGGGAAUGAUGACGGUGAUGACAAAGGAAAGGUGGUUCCAUCGCCACCAGUGACAGCCUAUUCUCUUCCAUCUCAAAAGCUAGAAACACCAUGUGGUGUGGGAAGUACAUGCAAUGGUUUAAUUUCCAUGGUUACUAACUUCGGAAAGACCACAAAAUCACCGCCAUCUCCAAAUCCAGCACCAUCAAAACAUCAAGGAACGAUUGAGCAGCCGAUACACCAAAGUUCGUUGGCUCCAGAUUUUGAGUUUAAAUCCGUGGCUGCUGCACGAUCACCACCUAAUCCAGCACCCUCCAAAGGUCAAGGAAUAAUCGAGCAACCAAUACAACAAAGAUCUCAUGAUUUUCAACUGGCUUCAUUUUGAGUCUGAUUUCCGUAAAUUAACAUGUCUGUCACACUAGCUCUAGUCUGUACCCACGCAAGUGAGGUUCUCCAGUUCUUGUAUUUGUAGUACCCUUCACUUUAUAUGUAUCAAAACCUAGAAAUUAUAUAUUGAGGGUCCGAUAAGAUGAUAAGUUUGCACACAUAGUUUGGAUCAUAGACAUGGUACCAAGAGAAUUGAAACCCACACACGUCAAUACCACUAAAUUGGCAUUACAAAAACCCUAAUUUAGUCUAUGUACAAUAGGAAAGAUUUUGAGAAAUCUUUUUAGUCGGUUUGAUACAACUUUCAGUUUAUCUACUA